AUGCCCCUAACUUCCUCAGAUCAACUCAUUGCCAACUCGGAAGCCGCGAUGAACUCAACGCGCACAAACCGCGCCAGCAUCGAGGACACCUCGAACCUCGACCACCUCGAAACAUCCAAGUCCACCGCGUCGGCUAAAUCAGCCCUCAUCUCAUCACAUAGCCUCCUUCUCGAUCUCCCAGCCGAGCUCCGAGAAAAUAUAUACGCCUACGUCUUCGGCCCAUCCCCCCGCGCAUCCAGCGCCAGCAAAGAGACGAGCGUCCAGGCUUCAGUGCGCGACUUCUCGACUCCUUCCCGCUAUUAUCCCGGAUAUGCAAUCAUCGGUCUACCCAAAUGGUUGCUAGCCAACAAACAGAUCCAUGCCGAAGCGAUGAAUGUGUUCCGCCGAUGGCGUACGUUCGUGUUCGAUGACCCGAUACCUGUGAUGGAAGAUUUAACUUUGUUGGACGAACAGCGGGCACUACCUGCUUUCAACAGUGUGACCUACGGUGGCAGCGCCAGCAUUGAUCGCGUUGUGUUCCAGCCUGGUCGUACUGUGCAGUUUAAACUGCACUGGCCUGUUCGUCCCAAGUACACGCGACGCGAGAUUGAAGGAGGUGAGACCGGCGGUUAG
Molecule: messenger RNA, 612 nt
Organism: Alternaria ethzedia
Lineage: Eukaryota; Fungi; Ascomycota; Dothideomycetes; Pleosporales; Pleosporaceae
Exons: 2
Coding region: 1-612 (203 amino acids)
Source: RefSeq, a predicted model, not a curated record